Ilex paraguariensis (yerba mate) is the source of this 953-nucleotide messenger RNA. Lineage: Eukaryota; Viridiplantae; Streptophyta; Magnoliopsida; Aquifoliales; Aquifoliaceae. The record is from the annotation of a GenBank genome assembly.
AUGAGUCAUUCUCAUAGUCAGAUAAUGUCUCUUCCGAUUGUUCCUCCAACUGUUUCUGCCCGUUUCGCGAGUAUGAAGGACCAUUUUGAUUUGACUGGAAAGUGCAGUCUUUGUGAGAUUCGAUCAAAGGACCUUUUAAUUGAUGAAUCAACCCAUUUCAUUUCUAUUGUUCCUUUUGCUGCCACUUUUCCUUUUGAAAUAUGGAUCAUUCCUCGGGACCACUCUUCACAUUUUCACGAAAUAGAUGCCGAGAAGGCGGUUGAUCUUGGGGGUUUACUGAAACUUAUGCUUCUAAAGAUGUCUUUGCAGUUGAACAAUCCACCAUUCAAUUUCAUGAUCCACGCUUCCCCACUUCAUGUGACCCCCUCACUGUUUCCUUACCUUCACUGGUUUCUUCAAAUAGUACCCCAGUUGAGUGGUGUAGGGGGGUUCGAGUUAGGGACGGGUUGUUACAUAAAUCCUGUUUUUCCAGAGGACGCUGCAAAAGUCUUGAGGGAAGUAAGUGUUCCUAACUAAGGAUGAAUUGAUUACAAUUGUAUUCUUAAUGUAAUUUACACUAAAUGAGGGUAAUAGCAUUGACUCUCGGAAUUUUGAACAAAAUUUAGUAUUCAAAUAACCCGUGCUCGAGACUGAAGUCCUACCCGGAUAGUUGGAGCCCUCUAUAAUGGAGUGGCAGGUUGAUGGUUUGCGUCCUCCUUUCCCUUUCCCUCCCCCUCCCUGUAGUGUAAAAAAAAAAAAAAACUGUGCUUGAGUUUCUUUUGAAGCGAUGGAGGAUGUACUGAUGAUAGCAUUUCUUCUUUAGAUGAAUUGAGAGGGGAUGCUUAAUGGUAUGGUGUGAUUGCAUGAGUAGCUGGUUUAUUCUUGAGGAGAAACUACAUGUUACAAGAUCAAUACGAUUCAUUUUAGCUUCAAAGUUAUCAUCAUUUUCUGAACAAGGCAUGGUUGAAUGGUUG